This is a messenger RNA of Kuraishia capsulata CBS 1993, 909 nucleotides long. RefSeq lists its product as uncharacterized. Bases 1 to 909 code for a protein of 302 amino acids. Lineage: Eukaryota; Fungi; Ascomycota; Pichiomycetes; Pichiales; Pichiaceae. The record is from RefSeq and is a predicted model, not a curated record. Gene Ontology annotation, cellular component: cytosol; nucleus. The transcript has a single exon. Gene Ontology annotation, biological process: proteasome assembly.
AUGACAUUUCAUUGCGUAUCUGGACGCAAUCCAGUUGAGGUGCUCAACUCUCUGCAAAAUUCUGUGUUGGUGAUACCGAGUGUUUCCAUAGGCAACAUCCCCCAGCUGUCGAUUGAUCUACUGAUCCACAAUUGCGAGCUCAAAUCCGUUGGAUAUCUGGACGACUCCUCGUUAUAUCCUUUUGUAUCAGCCGUUGAUUAUGUGGAGUCUAAGUUGGCACCCGUCGCAGGGCUUUCUACAGCUUUGGAGGUAUACUUCAGCGAGUCCUUGAAGCUCACUGUGAUUCAACAGCGUUCUCCUAUAUUGCCCAAUUGCAGUGGCCAGUUUUUGAAGACUCUGAUCAUUCCAUUCAUCUACAGUGUCGGGUUCUCCGAACUGAUGGUUGUGCACUCCAAAGACGCCGGUUUGAAAGGAGAUGCCACCACCUCCAACAAGUUUGAAACCUGGUCAAACAGCCUUACUUCAAGACUAGGAUUCCUGAAUAUUGACGAUAAGUCCAACAUUAGUGUUGUGAAUUCGCCAGGCGAUAUUUCUAAGUUUUCCAACGCUUUGGUGACGCUUUUGGAGGACCCUGGCCAGAAGAGCUUAGGAACUCUGAAGCCUACAGAGAGUGAAGUGGACGUUUCCAAUUUGCUCAGAGCCAAGUUUCCAAACUCGUUACCGAUGUCAGGUGAUGAGUCGAUUUCUUCCAAACUGGGCGCGGGAACUGACGCUACUAUUCCUACCACCUUGGUAUCUGAGUUCGUGUAUGAGGGAGACAACUUUGGAGAUGCAGAAGAGUUGACCAAUAAGAUUGCGGCACUUUUGGAGAUAGACACGAGACGUACAUGGUUGAGGCCGAAAUCCUGGUCUGGGGUUUAUGGAGACAGGCCUAUUCCUGUAGGUUCUGACUUGGGUAUCUAUAGUUAG